Messenger RNA from Oryzias melastigma (Indian medaka), 3031 nucleotides. Its product is annotated as transforming acidic coiled-coil-containing protein 1. NCBI's taxonomy places the organism in Eukaryota, Metazoa, Chordata, Actinopteri, Beloniformes, Adrianichthyidae. The transcript has 13 exons. Gene Ontology annotation, biological process: mitotic spindle organization; cell population proliferation; cerebral cortex development. The record is from RefSeq and is a predicted model, not a curated record. Gene Ontology annotation, cellular component: cytoplasm. The coding region runs from base 327 to 1820 and encodes 497 amino acids.
AAGGAGGGGGGGCAUGGAGGGGAGUGACUACUGAUGCUCUGAUAAUCAGCACUUUCAGAGUCGGCGCUGUGGCGAGCAGCGCAGCAGCAAAAAUUCUCCACGGCAGCGUGAGACGUCAACAAAAGCUGAAAAGCAGGAUGGGAAAGCUGAGUAAUAUGAGGAAGUGACACUGCCAUUUAGAACACGAGACUUGGGACCAUUCUUCUGCCCCCUCUCAGUUGGAUUUACAGCUUUUUUUCCUUUAAAAUAACAGAGUGGUCAGCUCUGGUCUGCAAGAAAAGGGGAGCUUGUUAAAUUUUAGAGGUGGCAUCAGACGUCCUGCAGAGAUGUCCUGGUUGUCUCCGGUUCAGUGGGCCAAAUGGACGUGGUCAGCCGUGACUGGAGGUGCAGGAGAUGAUGGACAACUCGGAGCGAAGGAUGAAGGAGAGGACAAUUCAGACUCAGAGGGGACUUUUGGGACUCCAGAGGCUGGAUCUCCAGUUGUUGAAGAGCUGCUGAGCCAGCUGGACAACUCCAUCCACACAGUUGCUGCUGAUAUUACAAACCACAUUUUGGACAGUAACUCAAACCAAGACGCCACCACAGCUCCGCCAGAUGAGACAACGUCACCCAAUGAUGGCACCUUUAGUUUAGAUCAAAACCUCAAUGUAACUAAAUGCUCUAAAUCUGACCUUGAGGAGGGUUUGUCCUCAUCCAGCCCCCAGGUCAAUUCUCAAACCCGUCAGCUCCCAUUGCUGCCCCCCCUCUCUCUUCUGAUCAAGCCUGAUCCUUCAGAGGUGGACGAUGACCCCCCCGUGAUACCUGAUGUCAGCUCAGGCUCAAACCUAACUGUGGAUCCUGACUUGCUGAAUGGGAACAUGAAGGCUGAUGGGAUGCUGUCAAACGCAAAGCUCAGCUGUGAGAUAAACGACUCCGUUGUCACGAAUAAUAUAAAUCAAAAUCAAGGAAUGACGAAAGACUUUUGUAGAAAGGAUGACCCUCAUGGUGGCCACGCUACAGAUGAGGAGAAGUUGGCCGGCAGCGUGGGCGUCAAACCAGAAAGGAUCCAAAACGUCUCGGGAAGCCAGGUGACAUCCAAACCUGUGGAGUCUGAAUUCAACUCUGUGCAGUAUGAAGACUCAUGCAAACUGAAGCGUCCCUCUGGGGGAAGUGAGAUGCAAAAAACAGGAAGUCAGGUCCUGGAUUCCAUCUGCAUCAGUGAGGCUGAAAAACAGGCCAUUCUCAGCCUUAUCCGAGAAGAGGUCAUCACAAAAGAGGCUGAAGUCAACGAAUGGAAGAAAAAGUACGAGCAGGGCAAACAACAAGUGGAAGAGAUGAGAAAGAUUGUUGCAGAGUAUGAGACCACGAUUGCUCAGAUGAUCGAGGAUGAACAGCGUAGGACCCUAAGUUCCCAGAAGGCUUUGCAUGCGGUGACUUUGGAGAAGGAGGCUGCACUGGCGGACCUGAACUCCGUUGAGCGUUCUCUCUCAGAUUUGUUCCGGCGUUAUGAGAGCACAAAGAGCAAUCUUGAUGGUUUUAAGAAAAAUGAAGAAGUUCUGAAGAAAUGUGCUCAAGACUAUCUGGCCAGAAUCAAGCAGGAGGAGCAGAGAUAUCAAACGUUAAAGCUACACACAGAAGAAAAACUCAACAAGGCCAACGAGGAGAUCGCUACAGUACGUACUAAGUCGAGCUCCGAGAACAUGGCGCUGACCGCCAGCCUGAGGAAGGAGCAGAUGAAAAAUGAAUCUCUGGAACAAGCUUUGCAGCAGAAAAAUCAGGAGAUCGAGGAACUCACAAAGAUCUGUGAUGAGCUGAUUGCCAAAAUGGGAAAAUCCGACUGAAACUUCAUUGAAGUCCGGCUGGAUCGUCCCUCCAGCCCCUGCACUUACCCCUCAGCGAUGCCCCGUGCAUGCCCCCAUCACGAAGCAGCUCUCACACCGCAUCACAUGCCUGUCAUGCUGCUUAUGUGUAACUACACAUACUGUACUAAUGCACUACUUUUGAUGAGAACCUGUUACUACAUGUGAUCGUUUUGUUUCAUGUCCAUUUCGAGGUCGUCUUGAGCCUGUGGGAUUUUUUUUUCUGUCCUGCCAGCGAACAACAGCUGCUUUGUGACACAGCUUGUAUUUAAUGGCUUAAUUCCCAGUAACCGCCUGCAGGAGGACAUCAAACUUAACGAAAGCCGAAGUCUGUUUAGCAGUUGCUUUUAGGCUCGCGCCUAUCAGGGUCAUCGAUGAGAAGAGAUUUAUUUUGAAGACGCGUACAUAAAUUGUAUUUUUAUAUGAAGUUAAGAAAAUUUGUAUUCUGAAAGUGCCCUGCUCGGGGGGUUUGUGAUGCAAAGUGGAAGGGGGGGGCAGUUGUUCAAGGGCACACUGUCCUCAUAUGUCUGUCUUUGUUUGGCCCUGAAACAAAAGAGGCAAAUUAUUUACUGCUUCAUCUACUUGACAGCAUAAAACAUUCAAUGACAAUACAGGAAGCUGCAGAAACUUUCACUACGAUGAAACUAACUUCUUCUGAGUUCAAAAAGUGACUCCAUUACUAGCCGGUAGCUAGCCAAAAUUAGAAAAUUCUGAAUGACUUGAAUCGCAGAUGAGACAAUACUUUGAGGUAUUUUAGUACUAAUACAGUUUUCAAGUGUCAAUCAAAUGUUCUUCUAGCCUCUUUGGUGUUCUAUGUCCUCAUGUUUGAUGAUGUGAGCUCCAAUUCAUGUAUUUACAGUAAAGCCAUGUCUAUAAAAGUUUAUUUAAAUUGUUUUUUUCAACCAAUAACAAGAACUGCACUAAAUAAACAGAAGUUCCAGAAUUGAAAGGUUUUUUUUUUUGUUAAUUCAUGGUUAAAACUAUAAAAGCAACUGAUGUGACAUAGAAUAUAUAUUUAACUUGACUCUGAUGUUAUAUUAACUUUUGUUCCUAAAAGUAUUUGACUUGACUGAUGUUGUGUGUCAGUCGAUAUUUGUAACAAUAGUUGUUUUCUUUAUGUAGUUGUGGGUCAGAAAUGAGCUCACACAUGUUCAUAUGUGCUUGUAAUAAAUAAAAUAUAGUUUGUUCUACUA